AUGUUUCAGACGAUGUGCGAGACCAACGACUCCCUCCCCCCCACCAACGUGGGCUCCCGUGUCUGGCCCCCCGCCGACGGCACCUCAGGCACGAAUCCCGAGGACUUUGACGAAAUCUGGGACGAUAGCGAGCUCCUUGCCCACUACAAACAGGUGGAGAUGCAAGUCAAGGCUCAAGUGGAGGCCUUCCGCGCUGGUCAAGCGGGUCUUCCUCCCGUUCCCGCCGAAUCUGCCGUCAACGCUCCCAAUCCCUCGUCCUCGUCCAAUCGGAAGAAACGAAGACACAAUAAAAACAAGCAGAAGGCCAAAGCGGGGGUGCCUUCAUCGCCCUCGGUUGCUGGCGGUGUUCCCCAAUGCUCUCGUUGUCCUCUCGGGGUCGACCUGAACCACUGGUCCACGUCGCCUUGUCAAUCUCCUUCCGAGGAUCCAGCUUCGCUCCUGGCUCAGACUGCCACUGCGGUCGCCCCUGAAUCUACAGCCGUCCCCAACACCUCCACGGAGCCAGCCGACAUCGCUCCGGUGUACUCCUGGCUUCUUCCUAGCGUGGACGUGCCUCCUGAAUUUCUUCCGCCGUUCUCAGGGGGACAGUGCUGCAGGUACGUUUGUUCUGAAAACAAACUCAACGCCUAUUGCGGAGUUAUCUGCUGUGUCGCUAUCCACACCUGCAAUCCACAUUCACCAAACCGUUCAAAUAUCAUCUUUUUGUAUCACGCUAAUCCCAGCUCUCGUUGUUUCGACUUUCGUAGCUGUAGCCACCAUCAUUUCCUUCUCCCGCCGUCGGCGUCUGAAGCGACGGCAGCGACGACAACCACGCCCUCGUCACAACCCAUUGCUCCAUCGUCAUCGUCGUCGUCUUCUCAACUUCAGUCCACCACCAACAACCUCGUCUCCUCUUUGCCCUUAACAACCGCCAAUGGAGAAAUCGAUACGGCGGCUCUCCUACGUGCCUGGUACGAGGCGGGGUACGCGAUGGGGCAGGCGCAUGCUGAACAAGUCAGUCGUAUACCUUUAUCUCCUUGUUGUUUUGAUCGCAGAUGCGACAGGCGUGUGCAAGAGGUGGAUUAG
Mesocestoides corti is the source of this 1065-nucleotide messenger RNA. NCBI's taxonomy places the organism in Eukaryota, Metazoa, Platyhelminthes, Cestoda, Cyclophyllidea, Mesocestoididae. The record is from the annotation of a GenBank genome assembly.